Molecule: messenger RNA, 646 nt
Organism: Panicum hallii
Lineage: Eukaryota; Viridiplantae; Streptophyta; Magnoliopsida; Poales; Poaceae
Product: G-type lectin S-receptor-like serine/threonine-protein kinase SD2-5
Exons: 1
Coding region: 95-556 (153 amino acids)
Biological process (GO): protein phosphorylation
Molecular function (GO): protein kinase activity; ATP binding
Source: RefSeq, a predicted model, not a curated record
UCCUCUUAGAUGAAAACUUCAAUGCUAAAAUUUCUGAUUUCGGAUUAAGUAAGCUCAUUGAUCGGGAUAAGAGCCAAGUGAUCUGAUUACAAGAAUGAGAGGCACACCUGGAUAUUUAGCUCCUGAGUGGUUGACAUCCCAAAUCACAGAAAAAGCCAAUGUAUAUAGCUUUGGCGUUGUGGUCAUGGAAAUCAUCAGCGGUAGAAAGAAUCUUGACACUUCGCGGUCUGAAGAAAGCAUCCAUCUUAUUACCCUUCUAGAAGAAAAGGUGAAGAGUGAUGAGUUAGAAGAUUUGAUUGACAAGUACAGUAGUGACAUGCAAGUACACAAGCAAGAAGUAUUGGAGAUGAUGAGGCUUGCAAUGUGGUGUUUACAAAUUGAUUCUAAAAGAAGGCCUCAAAUGUCUGAGGUGAUCAAAGUCUUGGAAGGUCACAUGAACGCAGAAAGCAAAAUUGAUCAUAACUUUGUCGCAACAAGUAAAACAAUGUUUGGUAUUGCUGAAAAUACAGGUUCCUCAGAUCCACCUCAAGCCUCACAUUUAUCAGGCCCCAGGUGAAAUGGGGGUAACUGUGAGAAGUUAGUAGCCUAGGUUAGACACAGAUAUGUGUAUCCAGGAAAAGCCAUUAUCUGUUUUAUUUUUUCCCAA